AAAUCAAAAACCUUCAACAUGUCCAACAAAAGUCGACAAGAUAAAACGAAAACUCCAGCGCAAGCAACGGCUCCGCCGCCUGCAAGCAAUGAUAUCAUUCCUGGGAGAUUCACAGAAGCUGAAUGGUAUGUAGUGCACUUGAAUUAUCAGAUAAUGUAUCUUCCGAACGAACUGAUAUGCGUUGGGGAAUUCUAGCCCACACUGUAUUGAAAAAGUUAUCAUGAAGACAGGGACAUACAGUAUACAACUAAAUUAUGGAUGUUUGUUUUUCUUUCCCUUUCUUGAUCAUCAUUUAACUUGGAGACUUCAACUUACCAUCUACUAGUCAGCAGUAAAAGUUACAAAAAAUCCUCUGUUUACUUUAUUUUUAAUAUACUGCUUAACAGUAUGUAAGGCCGCUGUAUCCAAUACGAUGUCUGUAACGUAUCAUUUAAAUUAAGGAGAUGACCUCCUUGGAAUAGCUCAACUGAGCUUGCAGAGAACUCCAGCCACUAGAUCAUGUAAUAGACUUAAUAAAUUAGAGAGUAAGUGACAAAUAAAGUUUGAUUGAUUUAUUGAUACAUAUUACAUGUAACGGUAUACCCGAAUUAGAAGAUUCGGCAUGCAGAAUGAUUGUUAGAUAAAGGUGCAAUUACCCCAUUUUCAUUUAUCUUUCCAUUUUGUGAAUUUCCAGGCACCAUAUGGUGGAACAAGAGGAUGGCGAGGAAUUUGUGGUAGAAAUUGUCAAUGAAAUAGUGGAGUCCACGAUGAAGGUGCUGCAUGAUCAGUACAUUGUCAGUCAAACAUUGCCAUACACCAUUCAGGAGACAAAAAAUCUGCUACUACAGAUAAUUGAGGUAAUUAAUUUGUGUCACCUAUAGCUUGCAUUAUAUAUGUACCUUUCAUCACUCCCUGCCAUUGGGGACAUUUUUGAAAGAGACUUCCAUGGUUUGGCCUCAAAAAUUCCAUGCUGAUUAUGUAAAUCUGGAGUGUAAUAUUUUUAUCUUGUCAACAAAUCAGAUUCCCUGGCUUGAAUCUGAUUAGCUUUACAUGUACACCAUCAGUACUGAAUAUUUGAGGCCAAAAGACAGAGUGACCUAUCUCUUGGAAAACGUCCCCAGCCACUCACAACCCUCCAACUUGCGACCAUUUUGGUCGCCAUGGCGCCUAAAAUUUUGGAGCUGGCGACUUGAUUUGUAAAAAAGUCUCCCCAAACCCAAAGAGUUGGUUACCAAGUGGCGACCACGCAAAAACUUUAACUUGGAGGGUUGACUCAGAGCAAAAAAAAAGGGGGGGGUAGACAAUAUUGAACAUCCUUGUUGGAUAAAUUUAGCUGGAACAUUAUUGUUGUAUCUUUCAGUGGCAAUUUCUAGCCUGUGACACAGGAGAGAAUAAUCCAGCGUGCGAUUCAACCUGGCUUGAAGAGGAAGGUAGAUUAUCAUUUUAUUUUUUUAAACAGAUUUUCAUGAGUUUAAGUAAAGGCUGGGGGAUUUAAGCCUCUGUUUGUAACAUUUGUUCCAUUCUGGGCACCUGAAAUUAGGGAAAGGUUACUGAUGAAGGGUUCUGAAUGGUUUUGAAAGCUCUGGGUAACUUUCAGUAUUGGUGUUGAAGAAUAUUUCAGUCUGUGUAACUUUGAGACAGUCAAGUAUUAAAAUGAAGCGUGCAAGCAAGCUCUCUGGGGCGCUCUGGUGGCGGUGAAGGAAAAGUAAGGAGUGCUUGCAACUACAUGUUCACGCCUGCAAUUUGAAUAUCUCCAUCGAAAAAGUUGAUGCAAAAUGCUGAUUGACGGAGAUGACAUUAGUAAGGACUUCAUUACCCUUGGCAGGUGUUUUUGAAUGUUUUUUUACAUUCACGCUUGUUUCCCCUUUGCGCUAAUUGGUGGAAAUCUGACAGCUCAGUUGACAGGGAGCUGCAGGGGAAUUGGAGGUGGAAUUCAUGUACCAGAGACGUAGUUGCAAGCAGGCUUUUAGCCAGACAUUGAAAACUGGCCAUCCAGAAGGCAUGUUUUCCCAUAAAAUUAUAAGAGAUUAAGUGAAUCUGAGUACGUGCCAUGAUUGACCCGUUUAAAAUGCCAUUUUCGAUUUGCCAAUCAAUUCAAAACUCCCUUUCCGUAUUUUGUUGAGGCCAUCGGGGGCCUUGAAAAAGGAUAUUGGUGCUGCGUGGCAGACAUUACUAACAAGCUAAUACAGGGAAAGCUCCAUUAAAAAUAAUUAUUACAUUUUUUUUUAGAACCUGUUACCGCAGUCACUGACUCAUGGGCUCAGGGAUCUGUCCCCAUCAUGCUCCGACCUUCAUCAGCAUCAUCAACAUCUUCUGUCCAAUCAGAUCGUGAGUCAGAGCUCUCAUCUGUUGUGGAGGAAAGACCAGGGUAAGAUUCUUUUGACUUUUCUACAUAGCUUAUAGCCAAAUUCAUUGUAUCACGCUGUGUGUUUCGCAAACUUCAAAGGAAUUUUGGGUUUUUCUGUUCUGUCAACAUCUUAGCGGACCUCUUAGGAAACAAAUAAUUACUUGUGAUUGGUGCAUUUCAAUCCACUUUGUUUGUUUCUGUCUUUUAAAGUUCGUUCCUUGUGAUUGCCCUGUUUCGGGCAAUAGUCGACCAGUUUUCUUCAAAGAUUUUUCUGAUCUUUCUUAUUCUUGUCUCUUGAAAGAAUAAAGCAAUAUCUGCCUCCUGCCCUCUACAAAAAUGCUACCCAUCAUCACGAUUUCCUUCACUAUUCUUGAGCAGUCUAGAGUCAUUCUCAGUUUUGUUUUUGUGGGCCAAGCUGGGCGAGUGCGUUGUAUUGUGAUUAACAUUAACUCUGCCCCCACUCAAAUGAUUGACGGAACAGAAAAACCCAUUCGAAGUUUGCAAACGUGCAGCACGAUUCAAUGAAUUUGGCUAUAAAAAAAAUAUGAUAAAAUGUAAUAGUUAUAAUUAUUCAUUAAUUUUUUCCAUAUUUGAUUGUUUGAGUCUGUGCCUGGUGUGUCAUUGUUUUUGUUUUGUUUUGUUUUGUUUUUUAUGCCCAUGUGGUGGAUGUCAUGGCAAAAUAAUAUUUGACUGUAUUUGUCUCUGUUGCUUGACACUGGAUGCUGUUUGUGUCACACAAUAUAUGGCAUGCCAUUAUAUUGUUAAGACUUGUAAAACUUUGGGGUAUUGAAUUUUUUUGCCAGUAAAAUAUUUGAGCAUGAGAUUUCUGUCCUUUUCACUCUUGCAUAUUUCUGGAAAACUCCUCUUUGGUACUAAUGCUGUGACUUACAAUUGUAUUUUAUCCUUUGUUAAUGGUAGAGCCCCAGAACCUCCUUUUGAAGCCCUUGAAGCUUCUGCGACACCUCUGUCCAUCAACAGUCCUGCACAACUGCCACCACCAACUUCAGUGGAGAGAAAAGAGGAACAUCAAGAGGAGCCAGCCCAUACAAAAAAGGUGUAAACAAAUACUAUUUAAACAGCUCUUGAAACUCCCCUGAGUGGCAUUUUGUAAUGCGCAGGAAAAUAUUCUCCCUUCCCUUCUCCACUCCCAUGCCUACAGCUUUUGAAACCUCCCCCUCCCCACACACACAUGCACACUCCCCCCUGUAAAAACAGACUUUAAUUUAAAUUGCUCUUUCUUAUUACAAUUCAGCCAUUGAGACUGUACCAAUCCUCCCACCUAGAAAUUUCAUUUACUUCCCUUGCGAUGAGUUAUGGAAGCUUUCUUGUUUGAGUGACGUGUAUGAAGUUAUUGAUGCUGUGAGCAAUAAAUUCUAAUUCUGUUAUUUCAUCCUGGCUUUAGAUUCAAAAUAAAAAGAGAACUUCUGUACCUUUUAAACCUCACAAAGGUAAGCUGCCAUCAUUUUCUGGUGUGGAUCUUACUCCACUUACUGAUGAUUACGUUCUAAAGAAACAAGAAGAGCAAGAAGAUGAGGCCAGACAUUAUCACUCAGACACUAAUGGACUUAAAAUGUUAUCGUCAUCUACAUCAAUUCUGAAGGUACACUUUUAUUACAGAAUUCUAACAAUAAUAAAUUAUAAUUAAACGAAGGUCUAUUAAUUUUUGGUUCUAACUUUUUGAGCUUUUUUCUGCAGGCAAAACUAGUUUGAAUGUGUGUGUGUUUUCUCCCUAAGGAAGUUGCAGUUACUUUUUUUUAUUAAUUUAUAGAGCAGGGAAAGAUAAUAGUGACUGUCAUGAUGUAUUGCCUUAAGGAGUGAUUGGACGGUUGGGUGGAGGGGGUUAGGAGGUUAAGCUUAUCAAACAUUUCAAUUCCAAGAAGGAGUAGGUAGGCAAUGAGCUAUUGUAGGUAUUUUUUUCCCUCACGUGAGGAGAGGAUUUAUUUGGUCCUCCAGGGCCCAGUUGCUCAAAGGUCAAUUAGCGCUAAUCCAGAGUUAAAUUUUCCUCCGGGUUUCUUUUUCUUUUGUUGAAGAGCAUUUCCUGAGAUCAUUUCCUCUAUUCUUUUAGAGCACCCAAUCAUCAAAUUGUAGGCAAAAAGAAUUAGACCAAAUUAAGGUUUUAGGCUUUCAUAUCUGAAUUCAAAUUUCACUUUGGCCCUGGGUUAUCUUUUUACCCAGUUUUUAACAACUCGGCCCUGAUUAAGUAAGUGCGGUUCGAACUUCAAGUGUAAAUUUAUCCUCCAAAAAAGGCGUGGCAGGUCUAAUUAUUACAUAUUGUACCAAUGUACCUCUGUUGUUCCUUGGAAUCAGUCUAGGUGGGGUAAUUUUAGAAAGGGGAUCUAAAUAGACCUUGGGAGACACUGUGAACAAUGUUGUAUGAGCAGAACAGAACAAUUUUAAAACCCACUAUACACAGUUAUUUUUUUACCUGUAAGGCAAUCAGCAACACUCUUUCUUCCCUCCAUCUAAUGCAGACUCACCAACUUUAGUUUGCUAAAAAAGAACAUUAAACUUAAUAAAUUAUAAGACUAUGGGUGAUUAUAAAAUAAAUGUAACUGACUAUUCAACUUAUGAGUUAAACUACUUGGUGGCGACUGUUCUGUGACUGUUAUAAUAGUGGAGUAAAAAUGCCUGAAGAUUCAAAGUAGGGAAAUAGGAGAAAAAUUAAAGUAGUAAUUAAAAAUGUUCCUGUGACUGUAUUAAAUGCAACAGUUUAAUUUUGAUUGUGAAAUAAACAGAGCAGUAGACUGGAAAGAUUUCAGUGGUCAUCUGUUAACAGUUCUACUCCCGGUUCAUGGAGCACUAGUUACUUCAGCUCUAGUUCACAGGUAACAAAUAUUUAAAAGUGAUUCAAGCCAACUACAAUCUAAUCCAACAAUGAAUAAAUCGCUACAAUCUGUUAAAGUUAAAUACUUUUGGUUCAAGAUGUAAGCCUCGCUAGCUGUUUAAAAUCACCUAUAACUUAUAAAAAUACUUAAACCUUACUGUUAAUUAAUAUAUUGCAUUAAAUUUUACUUUUUCAUGUUUGAAGAUCACCGAUACAUCAUCAACCCAAAUAGCAGUUCUGUUAGUGGCCUGACUUUCAAUUUUAGAACUAGUUGUGACAAGAAUCUCCGCAGACAUUAAUUAUUUUUUAUUAAAGAAUUCUUAAGUUUAUGUACAAAAUAAAAGUUAGGGGAAAAAAGGAAAGCGAAAAAAAAAAUAGUUAACAGAAGAAAAAGAUAUUAAUGUGUCAAAUUAUAAAAACAAAUAAAGUUGUUUCAUGAAGAUAAAAACAUCAACUGAUAUAUGCUCAAGUACUAGUCAAACGUCUUAAACUUAAGAACAAUGACAGAAAUGAUUAGUGGUGAGAACAAAACUGGAAACUGUCUUUUAUCUCUGUAAUAAUAAUAGUCUCAAUCUGUACAGGCCCAAUAUGGAAGACCACCAGGAAUUAAGGAUGUGCUUUAUGAUGAUCGUGGAAAUGUGGUGGCUGUCAUGAAAAUUUCCCCUGAAAAACUUCCCUCACACAGGUAUGUAGCUAUCCCUUCCAGAGUUACUUUGGUCCAUCGGGGGGGAGGCUGUAUGGCUCACCUCAAGGGGAAUAAAAAAAUUUGUUGAAUCUCAAUCGUUGACUAAUAAGCAUUGUAAAAAAAUGCAUGUAAGUAUAGUAAUAAAUUUGCCCUGCCUCCCAAUGCUCUCCUCCAUCUUAGAUUUCUAAACAAACGUUUAUAUUUCCCAGACUAAAAUUUCGAAUGAUAGCAUCUGAGAUAUUAUUUCAGCAUUUUUACGGUUGGUCAAGUUGUGAUGAAAUCAUAAAUGACGUCACAGUGUCUGGUCUGUUAUAAAAAAGCAUGACAAGUAUUAUUUACAAAGUGCAACAGGUAUUACAAAGUGUAACAAUUUUAUAACAAAGCGCGAAAGGGAUUGCAAAGUAGCUCAAAGUGCUACGAUUAUUACAAAGUAAGAAAGAACAGAAAUAUGUAUAGAGCGUUUACACUCACGUGACGAACAUCUGUGCAAAUUUAUUGGAACAAAAAAGCUUUACGUUAGAAAAGAGUUCACCUCACAUAGUGUUUGUUUGGAACAUCAACAUGGCCGCCGUUUAUUAGAUGUUUUGGGACACCAUUAUGGCCGCCGUGACGUCAUGUGAGAACGUUCUAUACAAUGUAAGUCCGCGAGUUCUCAUAUCUUUCUUUUCUUCCAGAGUUCGGACAAAAUUUGCAGUCGUGGACGAUGACUUUGAUGGCCAGUCCGGACGCACCCGUGUAAGAGCUAAAAAACUGGGACCAAGUUCUCAAAAAGCAGAUCAUGGGAAAGAGUGGAAACCCUCCAAAAGUGACAUUCGUAGGCAAAAUUUUGAUACCAGCAUUGUAAAUAACAACUCAUAUCAGAUCGAAGGUACCGGUCAGAUAACACCAUUACCACCUCCCUUGGUGAGUUUGUGGUUCUUUCUUUUAUGUAUUCCCCAUUUAUGUGCUGACUCUCUUGGUGUCUCUUAGCAUUAGGAAGUGCACUCGGGCAUCUAGUAUGUCCUUUCUCCUUGUUAUAGUUGGCUCAUUUAGCAACGGAACGGGAACGUCAUUUGACGACGGGAAAGCGCACGGAAAGGUCUAAACUCGACUUCCGGUGCCCAAUUUGCCGCUCUGCCAUUGGUCAAGCCAGUUGUUUGAUUAUGCGCGCGCCGUCGUUAACUGACAUUCCCGUUAUGUUGCUAAAACUGCCUAGUGUGGGAGGAAAGGCCACUGUCUGACGUCCUUUCAGGUUUUAAUGAUUAAAAAUUCCGUUAUUUACCUUUGGCAGUAUAGUUAUAGCACUAAUGCUAUUGCCGAGCAAAUGGCUUAAACAAAUACUUCAAAUCAAACUUAAACAGGUUUAAGAAUCCCAACUGGCCGGGGACAAACCAGUUGGCUAUUUACAAGCAGGGUCGAGGAUUUGAACUUGGGACUACCGUGAACAAAACCAGCUUGUGGUCAGGGCGGGACUUGAACUUGUAUUACAACCCCAGCGCUCCAACUGCUUGGCCAUGCUGCCUCCUCUUAUUCGUGACCUUCAUCCUAUCAGGCAGAGGGUGAUCAGCAUCAAAUUUCUACUUGUAAUGUCAAUGCUUUGUAAAACAGAGUGGUCAUGGGAAUUACGGACAUGAUCACACAAGAUGAAUUUGCUUGAUAUUUUAUCAACUUCUCCCCACUACUUCUGUGGGAAAUGAAUAGGGGCAACAAAUGAGAAUUUAAAUUUUGAUCACUUAGGGUCUGAAGGGUUAAGCAACCACGACGAUGGUGACAAGUGAAAAAAGAGUCAAUAAAAAAUGAAUUGGCGUUAUACGAAACUUUAUCGAGUUUAUUUAGCUUCCUCAAUUUAUUUGUCACUGAAAAUUUGGACGACGAAUUUUCCAGGAGUUUAUUUGUAAUCAAGUUCAAAAAGAGAAAGAAAAACUCCUCGUUUUGUGUUCACGUCCCCCAUAAAACGUCGCAUUAGGAAGUGUCGCGUCGUGGAAGUGCAGUGGAUGUCAAAGAAAUGUACUAAAAAGCGUGAUGCACGUGCAGAGCUGUUGUUUUGCUCAUAUCAUAAAUUGUAUUUUGACGUCAUCGUUGCCGUCGUCCUUCGUAGUUGCUUCAACUCCCUAUUGUCGUCCUGUGCGUUGAACUCGUGUUGGCCUUCAUUUUAUAUCUGUCUGAUUUCGUUAAAACGUGGCCACUGGGUUUUCGCCUGGCGCCGGGCACAGCCCGGCCCCAGGCGAGCCCGGUGUGCAAAAAAGUAGGAGGCUUGACGUCUUGGUCGGUACAGCUGGAUAGCCCAGGGACUGCCCUUAUAGAUCAGGCCUUGCGAUCAAAACUAGUGGGGUAGGGAGGGGGCUCUUUAGACACAACCCCUUCAGUAAGCAGCAAUGUUCAGUGGAGGCUUUGACUGGCGAGUACCUUGGUCUUAAUUUGCCCUAGCCAGCUGAAUCAGGCCUCUGCUAAGAAUGAUUAUCAUGAUGAUUGCAGAGCUCAGUGGGAGGUGCAGACAGUCACCCAUUGGGUGGGGAGGGUCAAAGCCUUGGUACCAAGGACGCCCUUAGCAUAGGACCUUAAAACACUCACUGAAGCCAUGUUUUCAUAAAUCCAGUCAGAUGUAUAGACUACAAGUAAUUCAUGUUUCAGCUUGUUCCGAGCGUUAGAAAGUAGGGGCUUUUAGAUCGAACCACGAGUAAGGGGCGAAGAGAAAAACGGAGGGGAAAAAAGUGCGCUCCACUUCUCGUGGCUCUAGCAUUUCGAUAUCUACUUCAGUUUCCUUCCAUUUUGACCUACUUAUGCCGUUUUCUUUUCUUUCAUUUUUCCCUUUCAUUUCAUUUUCAUUCUAUUCUCAUCAGUUUUUAUUUGGUGUUUGUUCAGGUGGACACGAUGGAUAUAUCAGCGGGUGUCUUGGUACGGGAAGGAAAACUAAUCAGAAGAGGCCCCAGACAGGUAGAGCGGACUGUAAAUUAUGGGACCUUAAAAUUGAUUAAUUUUAUAUCACAAGCGAAAAGAUCUUUAUCUCUACUUGCACUUUCACAUUUCGACUUUCACGACUUGCACGUUCCCUACAGUACAGCUUUGUUUUCCAUUGUUUUCAAUUCCUCUUGGGACUAACAAUCGUCCGAUGUGAGAAAUGUAGAAAAAAACGUAGAUAAUAUUUUGUGGGGAAAACAAAUUGUAGUAUGGGGAACGUGAAAGUCGCAGAUACCUUGCGUACAAACCCUUGGGGGUGGGGCAACCUUGUCCAGGGCAGGGGGUAGGGGGGGACGGGCAUGGAUUGUUUCUCCCUGUUCCUUCCCCCGAUACUUGCGCGCGGGCUAUUUCCCAAUUACGAACGCGCUCUCUCUGCGAAGUUAUAUUUCACCAAGUAUUUUAAAGUGUAUGGUCUGGCUUUAGAGUUUUGAGCCUCUGAAUUGCUGCUCACUGUAUUUUGCACAAAAAAGCCCAGUGUGUCGAUCAUCUGUUAACAACUUUUGUUCUACAUUUAUUCACUUCAGGUUCCUCGCCGCGUAGAAAAGACACCUUCCACAGCCUGCCUGCAGCCACUCGAUAGCACUCGUCCCUCGGGACGGGUCAUCAGCGAACUUUUAACCCGUUCGUCGCCAGUGAUCAGACCUCUACGGAUGACGGAACCCAUUCCCCCUAUAACAUCUCAACCACAGACUUAUACAUAGUAUUGUUUUAAGACGUUCUAGCUCCACUAUGAAAGUUUACAAGAACAUUUAGCUUAGCGUUAUAUAUGAUACGUUCAUUUUAAUUCACCCACUCGUAGUGUAAAUGUCGAGUUUUCGUUUUAUACUCGAUAUUCCUUCUUGCAGAGAAAGGUUGUUGAAGUUCAGAGGUAUAAAAAUUAGUUCACCCGUCAAUAAAUGAAGUAAAUGGCCGUUCACUGCUACAAGGAGUCAAAAUAGAAAGAAAAAGCUUCCAGUGUCACGUUCUUCAAAUAUUUUAUUUUACUCGAACACCCACAAAUAGAAGCCAAAGAUGUUAUUUAUAGACGACUCGAAAGUUAGAACAACCAUAUCAUAAUAAACAAUGCAACAGCAACAUAUUGCGUCAGUGGAUUUUACUUGAAUGAUGCAAACGUUAGGAUUUUGUUCGAAAACUCAAGGAGAAAAACACCAUGUACAGCAUCAAAACAGCACCAAAGAAAGUAUUGCUCAGCAGCUUACACAUUUUAAUGAGGAAGCUUAAGCAACGACGACGACGACGGCAGUGAAAACGUCGCUAAAAAAAAUGAAUUUGCCU
This is a messenger RNA of Porites lobata, 10047 nucleotides long. The record is from the annotation of a GenBank genome assembly. NCBI's taxonomy places the organism in Eukaryota, Metazoa, Cnidaria, Anthozoa, Scleractinia, Poritidae.